Messenger RNA from Plasmodium gonderi, 1629 nucleotides. RefSeq lists its product as hypothetical. The record is from RefSeq and is a predicted model, not a curated record. NCBI's taxonomy places the organism in Eukaryota, Apicomplexa, Aconoidasida, Haemosporida, Plasmodiidae. The transcript is spliced from 2 exons. The coding region runs from base 1 to 1629 and encodes 542 amino acids.
AUGACCAUGAUGGAAAACUUAUAUCAUGAAGAUGUUGUAAUGUUUUUCUCCAUCGCAGAGUUAGAAGAAAUAUUGGGGUAUUUUAAAAAUUACAAAUAUUUUAAAGAGAAGGAUUAUAACAUCAUGUCUUUAAACAGCCGUGAAUUUAUUUUCAAUUCAGGUGAGUGUUUGAAGUUUGAACACGUGAACACAAACAUGAUCGGGAAGUUAAGGCUCAAGCACGAAGUUAGUGAUGUAGACAAUCAAGAAGAAAAAGAUACAUCGAACAGGAAUUGCUUAAUCAGACAAAGUGAAAGAGAAGACAAAGUUGGGGAUAAUGCACAAGGAGAAAUGUGUGUCGAUUCUGAUUGCACAAACCUGACACAAGGACAAGAAACGUCGAAGGAGAAAAAGGUGGGAACCGAGAUAGGAGGUGGGAGUGAAAGACAGAUGGGAAGGAAGAAUGAAAGGAGAGAAAAGGAGAAAAAAAGCAGGAACAAUCAUCUCUUUAGUGAAAAAAAAAUAAAUGAUGCAGACGAAUUUAUAACAAGGAAAAUAUUCAGGUUCCUCUAUAAUAGGCAUGGAAAUGUGAAAUGGUCGAGUAAGCAUAAACUAGUCAUCUCAAUGAUAAUUCAAGCCAUAAUUUAUGCAAAAAAAAUAAAAUUAGAUAUAUACAAAAUAAAUUUGUUCCUCUCGAUUAUACUCAUGACGAUGCAUAAGAUCCUGGACAAUUUAAAGGAAAAGAACAAGGGGAAGAAGAAAAAAAAAAAAAACAAGAAAAAAAACAGCAUAAAUUACUUCAUCAAUUUGAUAAAUAAAAAUAUACACUAUUCUUCUGACUUGCAAUACAAAAAGGGAGUAUGUAAAUCGGAGGAGGUGGAUCUAGCACAUGUUAGAAGUAUUAAUGGUGAUACACAACAAGGGGGAGAAAUAAUACUUCCUAGAAUUGAUGCAAACGUUGGAAAGUACUCAAAGGGUAAUAAGAAAGUAACGGAUAGAUCCAAAACUGUUUGUGGAAAAAUGGAAGAAUGGAAAGAGCCAGGUGAAGUGGUGGAGGCAAUGGCAGAAGAGCAGAAGAAUCACAUAUUAACAAAUGCACAAUCGCACAACAUGAAUAUGAACCGUAAGCAAGUCAUAGACACAGAGACAGAGGGAAGGAUUGAGACAGCGACGAUAGAGGAAAACAUGAAUAAUUCAAGCAAUCCAGAAAUAACAUCUAAAAAAAUGGAAAAUAACAAAAACGAUUUUCUUAUGCCUAAUGUUAGUGGUCAUAAAUUAGCUACUGCACGCAUUACCGUUUUUAACUAUGAAGAAGCAACAUAUAUAAUAAAAUACAUAUUCGAAAAUAUUUUUUCAAUUUAUAACAUCUUAGAAUAUCUUUUUUUAUUCUCCCCAGUCUGCGUAAACUUGUCCUAUGCCAAUACCAUAUCAGCAGCUUCUCCACCCGAUUGUUUGUUUACAUCUGAUGUAGUAAACGAUGACAUAAUGAGCACUCCUGACGUGAUGACCACAGUUGAUGUCAUAGAAAAUGAUGAACUAGCAACAAAUGAGUACAUAAAGGAAGCAUUAGAUAUCCCCAUGUUUGUUUUGAAUAAAUUUUACUCAAGUAUUACACAACUUAGGGACAAGAUUGACCAAAUCAUGGCAUGA